Molecule: messenger RNA, 1294 nt
Organism: Camellia sinensis
Lineage: Eukaryota; Viridiplantae; Streptophyta; Magnoliopsida; Ericales; Theaceae
Product: zinc transporter 5
Biological process (GO): zinc ion transmembrane transport
Cellular component (GO): plasma membrane
Molecular function (GO): zinc ion transmembrane transporter activity
Source: RefSeq, a predicted model, not a curated record
UGAUCUCUCUCUAUACACAUAAAUAUGUACGACACUUAAAUACAUCUUCACAUAUUCUUUUUUCCUUCAAGUACCAACCAUCUCUCUCUCUCUUAAAGCAUGAACAAGCUUCAGCCAUACGCAUACAAAACCCUAACCCUUCUCCUAUACCUCCAUCUUCUCUUCCCACCCAUCUCAGUCCAUGCAAAGUGCACAUGUGAAGCUGAAUACAAGGACCAAAACAAACAAGAGGCACUCAAAUACAAACUAGUUUCCAUAGCUUCAAUUCUAGUUGCCAGUGCACUUGGAGUUUCCAUGCCUUUGCUGCUAAAAAAUGUCUCAGCAUUGAAACCUCACAGUGCACUUCACUUCCUCAUCAAGGCCUUUGCUGCCGGUGUGAUCUUAGCCACCGGUUUCAUUCACAUCCUUCCCGAUGCCUUCAACAGCCUAACGAGUCCGUGCCUCAGUGAAAAUCCAUGGCAGGGCUUUCCAUUUGCAGGGUUUAUUGCUAUGAUGUCGGCAAUUGGGACUUUGAUGAUGGAAGCUUUUGCCACUGGGUAUCAUAAGAGGGCGGAGCUGAGAAAGGCUCAGCCUGUGAAUGGCGAUGAGGAGAGCGAUGGAGGAGGUGGCCCUGGCCAUGUUCAUGGGCCCGCUGCCAUCAUGUUGCAGCGAUCAGAUUCGUCAGAUCUUUUUCGGAAUCGAGUCAUAUCUCAGGUUUUGGAGUUGGGAAUUGUAGUUCAUUCAGUGGUUAUUGGGAUAUCCAUGGGGGCUAAUCAAAGUCCAAAAACAAUCAAACCCCUCAUUGCAGCUUUGAGUUUCCAUCAAUUCUUUGAGGGCAUGGGACUUGGUGGAUGUAUUUCUCAGGCAAAAUACAAGUCUCGAGCUAUCACAAUUAUGGUACUUUUCUUCUCUCUCACCACUCCAGCGGGGAUUGCCAUUGGCAUCGGAAUAUCAAACAUUUAUAAUGAGUAUAGCCCAACUUCACUCAUUGUGGAAGGGGUUCUAAAUUCGGCAUCGGCCGGGAUCUUGAUCUACAUGGCUCUUGUUGAUCUUCUUGCAGCUGAUUUCAUGAACCCUAAUUUGCAAACCAAUGUUAGGCUCCAACUAGGAUCCAAUCUUGCACUUCUUUUGGGUGCUUCUUGUAUGUCACUAAUGGCCGAAUGGGGAGGGGCAUAGCUUUAUUUUUUUUGGGGCCUUAGUUGCAAUGUAACCUAACAAUUCUCAUUUCAAGGCCUUGAUGCUAAGUUCUUACUUAGCCCAUACGGACUAUAUAUAUAUCAUUUAACCUAUAACAUAGCUCCCAAUUUUUGGCCCA